This is a messenger RNA of Daucus carota subsp. sativus, 465 nucleotides long. RefSeq lists its product as uncharacterized. Gene Ontology annotation, cellular component: nucleus. The record is from RefSeq and is a predicted model, not a curated record. The coding region runs from base 1 to 465 and encodes 154 amino acids. Gene Ontology annotation, biological process: chromatin remodeling. The transcript has a single exon. NCBI's taxonomy places the organism in Eukaryota, Viridiplantae, Streptophyta, Magnoliopsida, Apiales, Apiaceae.
AUGACUUUCUGGGGUUGUUUGGAUGAUUUGGUUCGGAGUAUUACUCUAGAUCAAUUUUUAUUUGUUGGUGGUGAUUUUAAUGGUCAUAUUGGUGCGAGAGCAGAUGGGUAUCAAGGUGUUCAUGGUGGGUUUGGUUAUGGUGUUAGAAAUGACAAUUGUUCGACGCUUUUGGAAUUUACAACAGCACAUGAUUUAGUGAUUGUUAACUCUUGUUUCCGCAAGCGUGAUGAUAAUCUAAUUACUUUUAGGAGUGGGGGACAUGCCACUCAAAUUGAUUAUCUUCUUAUUCGCAGUAGAGAUUUUAGAUUUUGUUCAUAUUGUAAGGUUUUUCCAGUGGAAGCUUGUGCUUCACAGCACCGUCUUUUAGUCAUGGAUUUGUCUUUGGAUGGCCCACCUAUGGAGGGAUUGAGAGUUGUUACACCUCGAAUUCUGUGGCGUAAUUUACAUGGAUCGAAAGUAGCAUAA